AUGUCUCUUUCCAGCGAUGACAGCCUUUUCGAGGAGAGGAGGUCAUCUCGGGGCUCGUUUGAGCUUGACGAUGACUUUGCCGACUUUGCCACGCAGCAGCCGGUAAAAACACCGCGAUUUCUUCGUCGCCACCAACAACGAUCCUUGCUCUCACGUCUGCUGUGUCCUCGACGACGAUGCGGCCGUUUGUCAUUGCGUCGCAUCGUAUUAUUCUUGCGCAUCGCCGGCGCAAUAUUAUGCGCCCUUGUCGCAUACACUUUUGUCUUCCGACCGUCCUACACUCAUUUACCGUCGCAUUAUCAGCAAUUGCAACAGUCCAUGGUGCAGUCGACAUCCCCCGGUCGAGGAAAUAUUCACAACGAACGAGUUUUUAUCGCUGUCGGGUUGUACGACAAAGCUGGCGACCUGGCCCGGGGCGCUUGGGGCGAAGGGCUGUUGAGUCUGAUAGAACUUUUGGGUGCGAACAACACAUUUCUCAGCAUCUAUGAGAAUGACAGCGGGCCCGAGGCAGAAACCGCGCUCGACGAGUUUGGGCAGCGUGUGCCGUGCAACAAGUCAAUCGUGUUCGAGGACCACUUUGACACGUCUGAGAUUGACACUGCGACGCUGCCCGAUGGCUCAGUGCGCACAAAACGUCUGCCGUAUCUCGCAGCGAUCCGGAAUCGCGCGUUGCAGCCUCUCGACGAUAACCCGCAUGUUCGAUACGAUAAGCUGUUGUAUUUGAAUGAUGUCUUUUUCAACCCCAUGGACGCUGUGCAUCUCCUUUUUUCGACCAAUGCUGCUGCUGGGGUUGGGUCGGCUGGCACCGCCCCCCAAUACCGCGCUGCGUGCGCUGCGGAUUUUAUCAAUCCGUUUAAGAUGUAUGAUACAUUUGCCGUUCGCGAUCUUCAUGGCUUCACGAUGGGGAUUCCGUUUUAUCCCUGGUUUGGCUCGGUAGGCGCGAGCGAGAGUCGACGCGAUGUGUUGGAGCAGAAGGAUGCGGUUCGCAUUCGCAGCUGCUGGGGCGGUAUGGUGGCAUUUGAUGCGCAGUAUUUCCAGGCCAACGAGCGUCAAAGCGACAACGACAACGACGACGACGACAACAACAAUAGUACUGAAAGCACUGAUGUACAGCCCGCCGCAGCAUCACCCCGGCCAGUGCGUUUCCGCGCCUUUGGAGACGAGUUCUGGGAAGGAUCGGAAUGCUGCCUGAUCCACGCCGACAUUCAAGACAACUUCACAAAUGUGGACACCAUCACCGACACGGGCAUCUACCUCAACCCUUAUAUCCGCGUCGCCUAUGACACACAUACCCUCGGCUGGCUGGGCCUGACUCGACGGUUUGAGCGUCUGUACAGUUUCCCGCACUGGGUUGCCAACACAGUCAUCGGCGCAUCCGCGCCAAAGCCCCGACGUGAAGAAACCGGCGGUCGGGAUGUUGAUGUGCGCAUAUGGAAUUUUGACAAUUCUUCGUCCGAGGGUGGGUCGUGGACUGAUGUUCGUCAGCCAGGCGACAAUGGCGCUUUCUGCGUGUCACGAGGUAUGCAAGUGCUCGUUCAGGACCGGACGACCACAGACAAGGGAUGGGAGGUGUAUCCGUAUCCCAAGGAUCCGUUUUACGAUCAUCUCCGGUGCGACGCGACUGCCGACGAGCCGUGUUCUGGGUGCAAACGAGCGGGGAUUGAGUGCAGAACGCAUCUGAAUCAGCCGCGGCUGACGAGGCAAAGUCGGCACCGAGAGUCUCCGAAGGAUAAUAGUACCAGCAAAGAUAAAAACAGAGGAGUGUUCCCCAGCUUCGGCACGCUAUCUCGGUUCUUCGAAGCAGGCAUCCUGUCCUCCAACUGGAACGGAUUCGAAGAGAAUGGCACGUUCCGAAACGUGUACAUUGGCACAGACGUUGCCAACCUCCACCACCUGGUCCGCGACCAUGAACCAGCUGGAAACAAGUUCCUGUGCUACCCAUUCCCUGCAAUCCGCGACGAGCUGCCAUGGAAGCCGCAUCCCGAAAUGCUCGGACAUCACUAUCUGACUAGCGACUCCGCCAACGACCUGAGCAGCCUGCCCGUACGCUCGGUGCGAGACGCGCUCGUGAUGACGUAUUUUGAUGAUAUUCAUCCUGGAUUCCCUGUCAUCGACGAAGCCGAGUUUCGACGCCGGUACGCCGACCCAGAAAACCCGCCGCCGCUGUUGACGCUGCAGGCCGUCUUGCUUGCAGCAGCGCGCAUCAGCGAGCAUCCCCAAGUGGCAGCCUCGCGUGCCAUGACGACGGCGACGCUAUACCGGCGAGCAAAGACGCUGUUUGAUCUGCGGCAUGAGAGUGAUCGGGUCGAUCUGGUCCAGGCGGCCUUGCUGCUCGCGUGGUAUACAGAAAACUCGGACACAGUAGCCAGUAACGCGUACUACUGGGUUGGAAACGCAACGCGCAUUGCAUUCGGAAUGGCCCUGCAUCGGCGCGCGUCGCUGCGCUACGUGCCUCCGUUGCGGAAUAGAUAUUAUCGGAAAUACAAAAAGAUCUGGUGGAUGCUGCUGUACAGCGAAGUCAUGCUGUCCCUCGAAUACGGCAGGCCGUGCAUGAUCCGCGCGGGCGAUUUUGAUGUUGCGCCGCUCGAGGAUGAGGAUUUUAAGAAUAUGGAUGAUUCAGACGAUACAUUGGUGGAUCGCGGGUUUUGUUCCGUGCUGGCUGAUUUGUCACUGGUCGCGAUGGACGUUGCGAGUCUGAGAGGGCGGCAGAUGCCGGCCGAUACAGAGGCGAUUGAGCGUCGACUGGGUCAGACUGCAAUCAGAAUACGGCCUAGUCAUGAUAUAUGGUCUUGUCAGUUGCGGCUCGUUUAUAAUCUGAUUGUGCUAGUCGUGUACCGCAGCAGCAGCAGCAACAACAACUACAACAACAAAAACAAUAGCAAACUCUGCUCCGAAGCAGCAUCCAACAUCCUCACCACAUUCGAAACCAUGCUCGUCCAAAGCACCAUCCGGCAGUGUCAUCUCAGCAGCACGACGGCGCUAAUGGCGGCCGCCAUCGAGUUUGCGCGCGAGGUGCGGUGUUCCAGUAGUAGUAGUAGUAGUAGUAGUAAUAUCAUCACGGCGAUCUCGGCACAGGCGCAGUUGGAGCGACUGCUGGCGCCGGCAGAGGCACUGGCAGGCUAUUUUGUGCAUGUGGAGGCGGUGGGGAGACUGUGCAAGAGUCUGAAUGUAAAGGCAGAGAGGGUUAUUAGGGAGUGUCAGGCGCGGUAUUCUUCUUUGUCGUCGGUGGACGACGUGCCGGCACUGCCGGCAUCUCCGGAGAUUAUCGACUGGGAGGAUAUCAUGACUAAUUCUCGCAUGCAAAACGUGGGCUUUGGGUUUGGCUUUGGGGGCGAGGAUUGGCUGAGUGAAUAUCCUGGACAGGAGGUCUAG
Molecule: messenger RNA, 3372 nt
Organism: Talaromyces rugulosus
Lineage: Eukaryota; Fungi; Ascomycota; Eurotiomycetes; Eurotiales; Trichocomaceae
Exons: 3
Coding region: 1-3372 (1123 amino acids)
Biological process (GO): DNA-templated transcription
Molecular function (GO): DNA binding; zinc ion binding
Source: RefSeq, a predicted model, not a curated record